AUGAGCAAAGACCCGAAAGCGGAUUGCGUGUGCCUCAAAGCUUCGUUUAGGGUUUUCGCAAAUUUGGCGGGCCGCCUACUUAGAGAACUACUGGACGUCGCCUACAAAAUGUGCUUCUUUUGUCGACGCGGAUGCGCCCGCGGCAACCGCCGAAUCGAUCAAGACGACGACGUCGCUUCCGCCAUCGGAUCGAUCGGGGGCUCGACCGUCGACGAGGGUUUCUACAAAGAAGUGACGCGCGAGACGGCGGAAAAAAUGCUGGAAAACACUCAGAACGGGACUUUCAUCAUGAGACCGUCGCGGUGCGGCGAACUGGCAACGUUGUCGGUCGUGCAGGACACCAAGGUGUUCCACUUGGGGGUGAGGAGGAGACGCGCGGACGGCCUCGUCGCCCUCGGCACCGAGAAAUUCAACGAAAAGUGCUUUAAAAAUGUAAACGGUAUGAUUAACUACUACGUAAGCAACUAUUUAGUCUUGUACUCCGACGGGAAGAAAACCCUGACCCUCCUACUGCCCUACAGAGAUAACGGACGGCGGCGCGGCGCGGAGUUUUAA
This is a messenger RNA of Cylas formicarius (sweet potato weevil), 555 nucleotides long. RefSeq lists its product as uncharacterized. Lineage: Eukaryota; Metazoa; Arthropoda; Insecta; Coleoptera; Brentidae. Bases 1 to 555 code for a protein of 184 amino acids. Gene Ontology annotation, biological process: intracellular signal transduction; cell surface receptor protein tyrosine kinase signaling pathway. The transcript is spliced from 2 exons. The record is from RefSeq and is a predicted model, not a curated record.